AGCUGAAGUUAGAUGAACAGCAUUGACAGUGCAAACAAUUUAGUCUUAAAUCACACAUGGGUAAGUCAACUCCCAAAAAAUACUUAAUAAUGGUUUAAUAAUUAUUUUUAUCUAAUAUUGAAUCAGUUAUAUUUCAUUCUUGCCAAUCUGUAUUUUAUCUAAUGCUGAAUCAGCUAUAUUUAAUAUUUUGUCAAUUUUUAUUUCUACUGUAUUCAUGUUAACACAUUAAAUAACCACAAAAAAAACUGUCAAAUUAAUUCUGAAAAUAAAUUUGUAAAGUGUUUAAGUUGACUGAAUUAUUUCCUUUUUCUUGUUACAUCAACAUUUAAUUCUACAGUUUAGUCAACCAUUCUUAUCAGGGAUGGAAUUGAGUAGGACAGAAAAGAAAGAUGGGAAUAGUCAAAGAAAAAAUGGUAAAUUAUGCCUCAUUAGUAAUGUUAUGUGAGAGGUCUCACCUAUUAUAGUGUUGUAUAUCACCUUAGGAAACUGUUAAUAAAACUUAGGAUUUCUUUUUUUUUUGUUUAUGCAGUGAGGAGCCUGUAGUUAAUUGCUAAGUAAUCUCUACCCAUGCAACAGACUGCUUUUUACUAGUAAAAUAUUAGUGUCCUGACAUUUCAUAUAUAAGCUCUUUAGUAGACUGUUAGUACCUAAAUGGAUAUGGGAGAAAAAAAUCUUUUGAAAUAACCAUUGAUCACCUUUCAGUUCAUCAUAGCAUUGUAUUUGCACUCUGUUCAAAGAAAUGUAUUUAAAAAAUUUGAAACUUAUUUGGUCUAUGUGCUGUAAAACACAGGCAACUAUAAUAAUAUUAAUAUAUUAUGGUUCAAACAGCAUGCAAAUUUAUGCAGUCGUGUUAGUUUCUCAUCGGCCAAUACUCACAAAAUCUUGUCAUAGUCUGUUCAGUAAGAAGAGAUUUACAGAAAAAUAAUCUCUGCAAUUACCUGAAUGAAUCUGCCCUUUUACCCCAAUUUAUUUUCUAAAAUGUGUGCUUGUUCUCAGUUGGUAUAAAGGUUAAUUUCUAUUUUUUUUUAUUUUAAGUAUUAAAUUGACCCCACUUUACCAAUCAAACUGUGAGCUGCACUAGGACCAUAUGAUGGGAACCAAGCUGUUAUUCAAUCACAGGGGAAAUACUGCCAUUUAAAAACAAUGCUUAGGAAAAAAUAUAAACAAAAAAAUGUAUAUUUUAAUUAAAUCCAAUGCAUUUUCUUCUACUUUCAAAAUUAUUUAUAGCAAAUGCCUAUACCGGGUAUUGACUUCUUAAAACUUUGAGAUUAAUACCUUGAACUUUUCUCCCAGUAAAUCCACCUUUGUUCAAUGUUUGGUAAAAAAAAUAACACCUUGAGAUUUAAUUUAAAUAAAAUAGUUUUUAAAAAAAUAAGAUUGUAUUAACUUAAAAAAAAAGCUAUAGUUACUUCUGAAUAUAUAGAAGAUUAAUUAAAAAUCUAUAAAAAUAAGAUUUCAUGCAGCAUAGUUAGCUCGCUACCGAUACAUAAUUUUUUUUCAAUGGCUCUUAUUUUGAUGUGCUUCAAAACAUAGCAGAAUGUUUAACAUGGAAAUCUGUUGCAAGAGAAUUCGGCUAAACUCCCAGUGGUACAGGGAACAAAAUAGCAUAACAAAAGAUCGAUGGUGAUUUCAUAAUGGAUUUAGAUUAAAAUAAUAAAGCCUUAAAAUAUGAGCUACAUAUUUAUACAAAAUAGGAUGAGUUGAUUGCAAUGAAUUAAAUUUUUAUACACCUUGUGAUUCUUCAAAAAAUGUAUUUCUCAAGACUAAUUUUACUUACUUAUGGUAAAAGGUAUAAAAAAAUUACUAAGAGUCCUUAAAAUGUGAUUAAGCUUUUCCCCUGCGUUAUAAUGAAACUAUUUCUGUAUGAGCUCACCUGUGCAAUUUUGAUGAUUGUUUUUGCACUGGUACACCAGGAGGCUGUGACCGUCAUGUUCAGUAAAAGCUGUAUGAACAAUUUUCUAUUACUAUUCAUUGCACAAAUGAUAUUUGCCGAUUCCAUAAUGUCUAUAAGAUCGCUUAAUUUGCCAUAGAUGUAAUUAUAAAUCCUUAAGUGACAAUAAAAACUUUUCUGUAGUCUUUAUAAAAUUUAAUAAAUACUAAAUAUUUUAACUCUGAAAAUUAUAACAUUAAAAAUGAAAAUACAUUUUGUCUUUUUUAAUCUUUUUUAUCAAGUUAUAAAUGAAUUAAUCUUUAUUUGACGAACCUUCAUAACUUCUAUCUGUAAAUCUUCCGCCAGAGAGUGAGCACCAGCUAAAACAGUGAGGACCUGUGAAGGUAGCCAUUUGUCCUCAUCACUCGUCUCCAUGGAACUUCGAAAUCUUUCAUCUUUAAACAUGGUCUGAAAACAGAUAAUAGAUAUUAAUAGAUAUUAAAAAAGUAGAAAGCUUUCUUGAUUUUUAUAACACUUAUAUGACAAAUUCAUCCAGAUACAUCAAAUAAUUGAGAUGAAGUGUAAACAUUUUUAAUAACAAACACUAGAAAUGGCCCUAAGAAAUUACACCUCAAAAUAGUGGAAAGAGAAGUAAUAUCUGGAUAUUGGUAUGUAUGACAUUUUUUUGCAUUAUUUUUAUAUUAAAUGUUUUGGAGUUUAAUUUUAGAUGUACAAAUUAUAUUAUAAUAUUUAAUGAAAAAUUCUAAAGCUAACAGAGAUUUUUUUUUUAAUUUUAAAAAUGGGAAUCAAAACUGAGCUCAUGCCAGCGGCAGAAAAUAUUAUAUCAACAUACAACAAUGUCUUUUGAUAAGUUUAAUGAGUAAUUAAACUAUAUAUGGUACAUUGUUUUCCUGGCUCAAUAAAAUUAGAUCACUGUGUUGGAUAAUAUGGUACUUAAUAUGGAAUUUACUUUGCAAACAUUGGAAAUCAUAUUAUGAGUUUAGUAUCUUGCAAAUUUAUCUGAAGAAUUAAUAACUGAUUCCAAGUUAAUAAAGUCCUAACACUUUCUCAAAUAAUUUUAUCAAAGCCAUACUUCUUAUAAUUAUAAUCUAAAGCAACAUUUAUUCACACAGUACACAAUUUUUUUUUAUUUGUUACAUUUUAACUCUAAAGCACCAUGUACAAAUUAUUGUAUUUGGUUGCCAGAUAGAUGACCUUUGGGUGUCACAAAAAUAUGAAUAACUUUUAACCUGAAUUCCUGCAAGUGCUGUGUGACCUAAUUUUCUUGCUCUUGACUCUAGUGCUAGCUGUAGAGGUUGUAGACAUAUCUCUCUCAGUUCCCAUGCCUCAAUAACUUGAAUUUUGUCCUCAUCAGAUAGAAUUUCUAAAAUGAAAGGGUACAUGAAUUGAUGAGAAUUUUAUACAAUGAACAGUUUAUUUUAUUUGGUGCACCGUAAUUUAUAUUUAUUUCCUUUUUAAAUUAUAUUUAAAAGUUUUAAUCAAAAUAUAAUUAACGAGCCUUACCCAAAGCAACAUUAGCUGUAUGUUUUAUGCUUGCAAAUUUUGGUGUAAUAAUAUCUCUGGCCAACUGACGUAAAAUAUCUUCCAUUUUAGAACCAUAAGCCAUUUUUAGAAUAUGUUUUUAUAUUUAUAUGUCGUAACUCAUCAAGGAGAUGGAACACAAAAUUUGACCUGUACUUUUCUGUGUUUUGUGUAGUUCAGCAUUGGCUUAAUCUGUAACAGUAAGAACUUGGUGACAUUUUUUAUUUUUAUUAAUUUUACGUUUUUUUAAAGAAAAAAGCCAAUAUAAUGAUCUAUAAAUCUGCCUAAAAAAAAUCUUAAAAGUUAGAGUGUAAGGAAGAUGAAUUUCCAUAAGCACUAAUCACAAAUGGUCUAACGAAUAAGUAAGAUGUUUCCCCGUAGUACUUUGGUGACCCCUGGUUUAGAGAAACAUAGAGCAGGACCAACAUGGAGCACGACAAGACAGCAUAAAAACAUGUGAUGUCACUACAUAACAAACAAUGUGCAAAACAAUAUGUAAUCAACAUUUAGUAUUUUGUAAUUUUCCAACAUUCCUCAAAACACUAAAUAAAAUUAAUUCAUUGGUUUUACACAAAUCAUGUCAGUAUCUUGAAUCUUUACAGUCCCUUAGUAAGGAAUUCAGCUAUCAUUUCUUCUGUUCUACAAUAUUUGAGAGUCAGUUUUAUUUUCCACUUGUUCCCUGACAAAAUGGUAUUUUAUAUCCACAUGUUUUGCUUUACCAUGGAACUUUGGAUGAUUAGCCAAAGCGAUAGCUGAUUGAUUGUCCUCAAAUGUAACAGUGGCACCAUUUUGGUUACAUCCCAAAUCAGAUGCAAGUUGCCUCAGCCAAAGCACCUCCUGUGCUGCACUUGCUAGCGCCAUAUAUUCAGCUUCUGCUGUCGACAAUGCCACGCAUGAUUGUUUCUUACUUCUCCAACUUAUAGGUCUACUACUCAUAAGAAACACAUAGCCAGAUGUCGAUUUCGAUCAUCAAUGUCACCUGCCCAAUCCACAUCACAAAAGCCAACACAUUCAGUAGAUCCACGGUUGUGAUACACAAUUCCAUAAGUCGACGUACCCUUUAGGUAUCUUAGAAUUUGUUUUACCGCCAUUCAGUGUUGGUCUGAUGGAUGAGCACAAAAUUUUGCUUCAUUACCCACAGGGUAAGUAAUGUCAGGUCUGGUCCAAAUUGAUAGAUACAGUAGACUACCCACCGCUGAUUGGUAAAGUCCCUGGUCAAAAUAAUGACCGUCUUCUUUUCUCAACUUCACACCUGAAUCAGUUGGAGUCAAUACAGGUUUAGAAUCUAGCAUUCCAAAUAUCUCAAGAACUUUGCAUGUAUAACCUGUUUGUCCUAGCCAGAUACCAUCUUGCUUUUGAGAGAGCAUUACACCCAAAAAAGAUUUCAAUUCACCAAGAUCUUUUACGUCAAAUUUUGAUGACUUGGCCUUCUUGACACUUGCUAGAAUUCUUGUGUUCCUAGCUGCUAAUAAGAUGUCAUUGACAUAGACUGCAAUAAGGACCAUCUCUCUUUCUGUAGUUGUAUACCUACAUGGCUCACUUGAUGACUGGUUGAACCCAAGAUCUUUCAGACGACCGUCAAGGGCAGUGUUCCACCAUCGAGGAGACUGUUUUCUGGUAGUGUUCGUGCUGCAUCCAUGUACUGGCAUCUGUGCAAGGGUUGGGGGUAUGAUGUUGCUAUUCUAACAGCUCCUAGCUGAUGCCAGGGUAGCUUUGAAGCUUUCGACCAAUGCCGAGGUCACAGUGGCAUUGUCCAGGUGGUUCCAUGCUAUUAUUGUGCGUGAGAAGAAAGAUUGUUUAUACUGCACUGUGUUGCACUUUGAAGAAUUUGCUUUGUUUCGGGUGUAAUUGUUUAUGGGAUUUUCAGUGGUGAAGUCAGUGUUCAGUGAGUGUUUUGCUCUGAUCAGUCUACCCGGCUUCUGUGGGGUGAGGUACGUGCCUGCUGGGAUGGCCGGCACCAGUCCCUUGAUCACUUUAUAUAAGAAUAUCAGUUGGACUCCCUCUCGUCUGUCUUUAAGGGGGGGGGGAUGUCAAAUCUUUUUAAGAGGCCAGUGACGAAGACAGAAGUGGUGGAUUUGUAGUCUUGAGCGAUAAAAUGCACCGCGUUACGUUGAAUUCGCUCCAACUUGUCCAUGUCUUGCUUAAGGUGUGGGUCCCAGAUGAUCGCACCAUAUUCUAGUAGUGGACGGACGAGUGCGAGAUAGGCAUUUCGUUUGCAGGAAGUUGGGCACUGGCGCAGAUUUCUUCGGAUGAAACCUAGGGUGGAGUUGGCUUUUUUUUAAAUUUUGCUUAUAUGGGGUGACCAUUUUAGGUUAUUUGAGAAGAGAAUUCCAAGGUAUGGAUUAUUUGAUACUUGUUGGAGAAUUGUCUCGUUUUAGUCCAUAUACACUUUUCUUUAAUUUACAUGCAAGGUUUUCCUUUUCUUGUUCAACAAACCCUUCUGGUUGUUUCAUGAAUACCUUUUAUUCUAAAACUCCAUUUAGAAAGGCUGUCAUCACAUCCGUCUGAUGCAACCGUAGAUUGUAUUUUGCAGCCAUAGCAAUGACUAUUUUCAUCGCUUGAAUGAGAGUCUCUCUUAGCCUUAGUCUCAGUUUGAUGUGCAUUUUACUGUUUGUAAAUCGGUUUACUUGAUACUUACCUUUUUAUAUCAGGACAAUAUCUUUUAAUGUGUUUGUUUCUAUUACAAUGAUAACAUUGGGUUCCUUUCUUUGUUUUCUUCUCUUUUGACACAAGUGCUCUACUUGGUACUUCUUCACUUCGUUGAUAUAACUUUCUCUUCAUGAAGCAAUCGUUCAGUUACAAAUUUCAUCUUUGGAACUUCUGAGCAAGCCUCAAGAUCAGUCUCUCCUCUUAUUACAACUUCAUUUUUAGUUUGACAAUACCACGGUCAUGUGCUAUCAGAUUCAGUCCAUCUCCAAUUCCUAUAUUUAGAGGCUCUUCCAAGUUUGACAACUGGACAAAUUCAGAUUUCCUGCAACACAUGACUUGCUGCUCCUGAAUCAACAAUCCAAGUCAUGCCACCAUUGACUGUAGUUAAAGCAUUCCAACGCCUCAUUAACAGUUACCAACAUAUUGUAGGAGUUGGGAAGGCUAGCAAGUAGGUGAACCACUCUGUCUUGUUUUUCAACGGCAUCUCCUACCACAGCAAGCUCAUUGAAAAUCUCUAUUUGAGUUUUAAUGUGGUCAUGCACAGAAUCCCCAUCAUUCACUCUAAUUGUAAGUAAUCUGCUUCUCAGUGCCAGUCUGCUAGCCCAUGUCUUCUUUUGAAACUGAUCCCUUAGUUUUUCCAAGACAAUCUUAGGUUCAACUGGAUUGCCGAUUAAAUACAAUAGUGAAGUGUCCAACGCCAACCCAAUGAAAGCCAAAGCCCUAUCUCUUCUAAUAGUAAAUUUAGCAACCUUCUCAGAGUCUGCCUCAUCAGGUGCAACUUUAGACCCAGUAACAAUCCCCCAGAGUCCAUCCUUCAUCAAGGCCACCUGGCAUUGAAUUUUCCAGGUCAAAUAAUUUGCACCAACAAGAGGAAUGAUGCGUGUGUUCAUGUUUGUCAUUCUGGUAAUUCUAUGAACACCAAUCCCGAAUACAAACCACAAACAAAUCAAAUCAACAACCACUUAACACAGGAUAAAGCUACCUGGGCCCAUAACCUGUUGAAAAUAUCAAAUUGCUAAGUUACUUAACAAGGAAGGUAAUCAAAUAAGCAGAGGCAACCAUCAAGGUUAGUUCAACGUUUUGUUUGUUUAGAACAACAUGGAGCACGACCAACAUGAAGCACAACAAGACAGCAUAAAAACAUGACGUCAUUACACAACAAACAAUGUGGCAUGCAAAACAAUGUGUAAUCAACAUUUAGUAUUUUGUAAUUUUCCAACAGAGUGACCUAGGCCUAGAGGCAUACAAUAAAGUUGCUACAUUUGCCAUAAAAUUAAUGUACUGCCUGAAAUUACGUAAGGAAAGGGAGAUGACCAUUACGUAGUUGAAACAACACAUACUCAUACUCUCCCCAUUUUAGCAGACAUGUUUUUGCACUAAUUUUUUUGUUUACACAACCAAGGCAACUUUGUUGCUAUGACAAAGAUUGCGGCCAUGGGAAAAAAAUUACAAAAACACAGUAGAAUGGGCAGAAAUGUCAAGCAUACAAUUACCAAAGUAAUAAUUCAUUACCAGUUGCAGGUGUCUUAGACUUAGAUUUGUAGUAAAAGUAUUAAAGACUAAUACUAACUAAGUGAUGGUUACCCAAAGUCCUAAGUAACAACAGCAAAGAAAGCAAUUUGCACCAUGACAUCAUUUACGUGUUUAUUUAACUUCAUACGUUUAAGUUUAGGGUUUCGUUUAGGUUUAGACUUAUUAGUUUAGGGAUAGGUUGAAUAGUUUAGGGUUAGGUUUAACGGUUUAAAGUUAGGGAUAGUUUUAAGUUUAAGGUUCAGUGUUAGGUUUAUUAUUAGGCUUAGGGAUAGGUUUAUUAUUUAGAUUGACCUUUCGAUACUUUCAUGGGUCGUGACAACAAAGAUAGUGGCUGUGGUGGGGAUUGUCUAAAUUUACCACAACAGUGACAACAGCUAUACUAUUGGCAAAGCUAUUGUGGUUAUAUAUAUUAUUAAGUUAAUUAAAUUAAGUCUAAGUACUCUAAGUUUGUCUAAGUAAGUCUUGUUGAAGUUGUUGCAUACUACAUAAUAGGCCUAAUAAUACUCAUACUGAACUGAGAUACUUUACUACUACAUUUCAUAAUGAUAUUUCAUACGUUUCUCAGUCACUGAGUUGAUCAGUCAACGAGACUGACUGAUGUUCAUUUGCAUGACUUGGCCUAUGCCUAUUGAAUUCAAGAGCGAGGUAGCGAUUCGGGAAAUAAUUUUAGCUUAAGCACAGAACUGAAUGGGGAUAUUAAAUGAAAUAAUAGUAAUGUAAUUGCCUAAAGUUAAAAGAUGUUUCCAUUAUGUUGAAGGGGGUAAUCCUUUUUACCGACAUCGGGAGAUAAAUCGAGAUCCAUCCCAGAUAGCUAUUUUUUUAAUUUAAAAAGGUAGUUAAGUUUCCAUUUGUUAACUUUAGUUUUAGCCAUUAUAUCAUUAAAAACAUUAAAAAUAGUGGGGACUGAAUUUUAUUCUGGCGUCGACACCCUGUCAUGUAGUUGAUGGCUCGGAUUAGCUUAUUUAUUGAGCAAGAUAUCAUAAUCAUAUUAAUUAGUAUUAUGUCAUUAUGAUUAUGUACUAUAAUGUACCUGAGGCCGAAGCGCACACAGAACAUAUGACACCCAUGGCGGCCACGGCAAGAAACGAAAUUUCGCCCCUGCCCAAUUAAGCUUGAGAAAAAUAUUAUUUUUGUAUAACUAUGAUUUAAAUAACAAAAUUAAAAACAGAGUAGGCUUACAAUACAUAACUUCAAAUAUAUACACAAUAGACCCUUGACGAGACCACAAAUGGGGUCAUGGGAAGGUUUCUCUUUUUUAAUCUGUCGUUAAUUAUUAUUUUUUUAAUUUUAAUUUCAUGAUACUGCAUCUACUUCUGAUGCGUUUACCACAAAUGUAUUUUCUAAGCAGUUGUAAUCGGAGUCUUGCAUUUGUUAACCUUGGGAUUGUGAAAGGCAAGCCACCUCAGGCGACAAUUUUGUGUUUUAUAUUUAUAUAGCAUAUAAAUAUAAAAGCUGGGAGUAUUUGUAUUGGGGGAGGGGGCUUACUUUUGAGAGCUGGCCUCAAGUGGCAUCUAGUCAAGUAAGCCACUUGCCCCUGGAGUAGUGGGUCACUUUUAUAAAAUGGUAAGGAACCUGUGAUAAAGCUAGGCUACUUUACGAGUAGUAUGAUAUUUGAAUACAACAUAUACUACAUCAGUAUUAAUUAUUACCUGCUGCAUUGUUUCGUUCUACGAUGGACCCCCCAUAAAUGCCCAUAUUAUUUCAAAUUACUUGUCAUACAUUGCCAUAUUAUAUAAAGCAGAAGUCUUAGUAGUAUAGUGGUAUAUAAAGGCAACAAAUAAGCAGAUUGUUGUGAAGCGUUUCAUUUUAUUUGUACCGUUAAAGCAACAACAAAAACAAAAAAACAAUUUUAAAGAUGAAAUAUUUAUUUUUAAACUUAUGAAAAUUCUCUUUCAGACUUGAACACUUAUUAACGAAUUCUGCCCCCAACGGCACGGCUAUCCACCCCUUAUAUAUAUAUAUAUAUUUAUUUAUUUAUUUAAAUGGCGAUGUUUUUCUACACAUUUUCUUCUUUUUUCUUCUAGACUUAUUUUAAAUUCAUCUUCUAUACUGAGGCAUAUCAAUAGUUUUAUAGAAGGAAUACGGCUGCCAUUUCAAUAUUUUUGCCCAAUUCCGCAAUUCCAAAUUAAUUACAAUAAAUAUAAUAAAUUCUGAUCUCGGUAAAUUUUUACCACAAUAAUAAGACGAAUCUAUAGCCCCAAAUUCGAUUAACUUCAUAAUAAUACUACCUCUACUGAAUUAGAUCUAAUAAAAACAAAACAAUUAGGCGUAACUACAAAUAAAUAGUACUUUGCCCCCGAAAAAACAUAAUUAACAUAUGGUAACUUUUCUCAUGACUGACUUAACUGACUAAGAUCUUAAUCAUCCAUCACUACUAAAGAAAGUAACUAAUGAUUAUGAUUAAUUAAUUUAUUAUAAAUAAUUAAUUCUAUUCAUCAUACUACUCAUACUCGUAGUCAUAGUCAUAGUCAUAGUUAUGCAUGUAUAAUUUUGUAUAAUUAAUAAUAAUAAUAAUAUUAUAUGGUUUAAUAAUUUCUUUGACUUUGUCCAUUUGUUUAAAAAUUAAAUAAUGAUUCAAAAUUGAUUUUAAUUCUUAUUUGAUGUGUUGUAGUAGGCCUAAGUCCUGACUAAUUUAAUAAUUAAUGUAAAUUCUAAAUUCCUUUGCCUUUACUUUAACUAUUAUUAUUAUUAUAACUCUAUAAUAAUAAUUGUAAAUAACAUUAACAUUAAAUAACAAUAGCUAUUUACUAUAGUUAUUUGAGGAUAAGCGGAUAAGUAUAGCUGGGGCUCUUAACCUUUUCAGAGGAGCACAACACCCAUAUUAUUUAAUACUUAGGUUUAGGACCUAGCCUUAAUGAACUUAGUGCUGUACAAUAAUGAGUAGGGCCAAUAAGCCUUUUGAGGCUAUUAUUAUCAUUAAAGGCAUCUCCUAUAACAAUCACAGGUAUAGUAGAAGUAGUAGAUCCAUAUUUUUUGCAUUUUCCUCUUUUUUUUUUUCCACUUGAAAUGUAUUUAUUUGAUAGAUUUCAGCGUCCAAUAUAAAGUUAUGGAUGUAUGUGAAAGUAAGGAAAAAAUUGCUAUUGUAGGAAGGUAAGCAAGUUUUUGCAUUUUUAAAGUUUAUUUGAGCAAUUUGAAAACAAAAGAAUCCAACAAUGAUUAUGAUUGUUCUUAUCUUUAAUCAUUUUGUUUCACCCCCCUCAACGUGUUUUUUAAAAUAUGUGCUGUAGGUUUCACAAAAAACAUAUAUGAUUUUGCAGGAUUAAUUUAUUAAUGACUGUUAGUUCCCAUUUAAAAAUUGCAAACUUUUGUGUUAAAAUAUUAUUUUUUAAAAAUGUAUCAUCUACUGUAAUGUUGUUUUUUUUACUUUACAGUGGCUUGAUUGGUCAAUUCUGGGCUAUGAUAUUUUCCAGUGGUGGUCACAAGGUCACAAUAUAUGACAUUUAUCCAGAGCAGGUGGGAUACUGUUGCUAUUGAAUGUUUUUCAUAUUUUUUAUAUAUAUAAAUAUAUUUAUUAAAUCCAUACCUUCUUGUCAAGAUAGAUAAUUGUUUCUCAUACUGAUGUCUAACCAAAAAAAACCCCCAUUAACUUUGCUUUACAAGCCUUAUAUUAUACAGCCAAAAAAAAUUACAAAUCUUCUUCCUUUAAAGGUUUCCAAAGCACUCCAGAAUAUUGCAGCAAAUCUUGCACUUUAUGAAAAACAAGGCUGCCUUCGUGGCCAGAUAAAUGCCGAACAACAGACCUGUCUGAUUUCUGGAAGCAAUGACUUACAAGAGUGUUUGAAGGGGGCAGUAUAUGUGCAGGUUUGCUUAAAAAUCCUCAACUUUAUUUUUAACUCUGGACCAUCUUCUCCAAUCUUAAACUUAAAUGGAUAUGGUAAAGUUAAGUCUUUUUCUUUGCCUUUUUCAACUCCCAUUAACAAAAUCUUUUGAUGCCUUCCGGUCUUUAUCAAUCUUCUCCAACUCUUUCCAAUUUCAAUUUUAUUCUUGUCUACCUUUCUACACUAGGUUUCCCCAUCCACUUGAUAUUUGAGUGUUCCAAACCAGAGCUUGCCUAGUUAUAUUUGGCAUAAGGUUUUUAAUCUUACAUAACCUAUCCAGCUCCAUCUUCCUUUUCCUAAUUUUUAUGCUCCCCUGAGAUAUAUGCUGUCAUCUUCCUCACUGCUGAAUUUAGGGAUUCUGUGGACCCUCUUGAUGUUAAGGAUCUAUACAGGCAACUCGUAAGUUUCCAAGUUUUUUCCAAAGUUAAAUGGGAAAAAACUUCAAACUUUAAAGUUGACUGCUUGAGUGAAAAAACACCAAGGAAUGUGUCUUCUUUAUCUGAUGCCUUGUUACCCCGUCUGGGGCAUAGGCUAUCCAUAAAAAUCCUCCAUUCAUCACAGUCCUGUGCUUUCAUGUCUGCCUCUAGCUCAUGUCUCCAUGUAUUCUUUGGCCUUCCUCUCUUUCUUUUUCCCUGGAAUCCUCAGGGAAAAAGAAAAGAAAUGUGUAGUAAAAUAUUUAGAAGUGUGAUGUACAGGGCCACUUUAGAGUAUACAUGAUACUUCUGAAAAAACACUGUAUUACCUAGUGGGCCUAUAUUAUAACAAUGAUAUUAUUUUUUUUUUAAAUCCUUAGGAGUGUGUACCCGAAUCUGCAGAUCUGAAAAGAAAAGUGUUUGAACAGAUGGACCCUUUCAUCACAAGUGAGAUGGUAGUGGCUACCUCAAGCAGUUGUAUUGGAGUCUCACAAUUUGUUGGGGGCAUGGCUAAUAAGCAUCGCACUUUAGUAGCACAUCCAGUAGGUUGAAAAUAGAAAUCACCAUUUUUGUUUUUGGAGUAAUAAAUUUAUCAAUUAAGUAUUCCACCUAUGUUAUUCCAAUUGUAACUUCUUUGUCCUGGGUUAUAUUCCAAUAGAUACUUUAACAUUUAUAUUUUUGUUGUGUUACAUUUUUUUAGGUAAACCCACCCUACUUUGUUCCAUUGGUUGAAAUAGUGCCUGGUCCUUGGACCCUGCCAGAGGUGACAGCAAAGACACGGGCCUUGCUUGAGGCUGUUGGACAGUCACCUGUUACUCUUAGCAAGGAAGUUCCUGGAUUUGCCCUGAACAGGAUUCAGUAUUCCAUCAUUAAUGAGUGUUGGAAUAUGUACAAAGUAAGUGCUGGCCAUUUAUAAUAAUAAUUUUUAUAGAUGAUAUAGUUACUGUAAAUACAAUAUUGGGCUAGCAAUGUUCAAAUCCACACCAAAAAAAAAAAAAAAAAAAAAAUUUCUAACAAACAAAACUAAAAAAAAAAAAAAAAAAAAAAAAAAAAUAUAGAUGAUAUAGUUACUGUAAAUACAAUAUUGGGCUAGCAAUGUUCAAAUCCACACCAAAAAAAAAAAAAAAAUUUCUAACCAUCUAUGCUUAACUAUGAUUAACUGAUAACAAACAAUGCAAAUACGGGAAUUAUUUUGGUCUCUGCUUCUUUCAUUUUCAGAUUUAAAAUAGUUCUCGCACGUUGUUGCAGAGUAGGGAAUUAAAUUAAGAUGAAUACACAAUAAACAAGAGGUUCUCAACACAUUUAAUAGCUAUAAAUUUGAAAUGCAUGCAAUUGAUGGGAAUGGGGACAUGUAUCAAUGAUGAAAAGAAUAUUGUUUCAUUCAUACUUAAUAAUACUGUUUGAUUAUCUUUGUAUCUAAUAUGGUUUAUAUCACAAUAUAUUAGCUUUGUAUUUUGUUUUUAUAGGAUGGACUUCUCAGUGCUGCAGACAUUGACAAAGUGAUGGUUGAUGGCCUGGGACCAAGAUAUGCUUUUAUUGGUCCUUUAGAAACAAUGCAUCUAAAUGCUGAUGGUCAGUUUUGAAACUUUUCAUUUGAAUUAUAUCUACUUCCGUUGGUCGGAUGUAAUACAACGCUCCUGACAUUUAAUUUUUUUUAAAUUAAUUUUUUUUUUUUUUUCAAUAUUAAUAAUAUUAUAUAUUGUAAAUAUUUCUUUGAACUGAAAUUAAUAUACUUCCUAAUAUAGUUUUCAUAUUAAUCAUACACAUUAAGGAGUGAAAUUUUUAUUAUACUAAUUAGAAAGAUGACUCUAAUAUCAAUAUGGAAAAGCUCAUCAUUUUUGUCUAAUGAUUGUUGUUAUUAAAUUUAAUUUUAGGUAUUGUAGAUUACUGUAAACGUUAUGCACAAGGUGCGUACAGUGUGUGCUCAACAUUCACUCCACCACCAAUCAUGUACGAUGUUCCCACUGCUGAGAGAGUGCUAGAAGAAAUGCAAGCCACGAUCCCAUUAGAGAAAGUUGCAGACAGACGCAAGUGGCGUGACCAACGGCUGGCUGCUCUGGCUGCUCUCAAGACUCAGCUCAAGGAAAAGUUAGACUGAAUUAGAUCACAGUGGUUCUUAACCUCUGUCGGCAACACUUUUCUUGGGGGUCUAAAAAAUGUAUUGACAUAAACCACGAUACCAGAAAACAAGGAAGUCAUGGUAAAGUUAACAGACAUUGUUGUCAAAUAACCAGUAUUAUAACAAAAAAUUGUAAUUAUUACAUUGUUAUGCUUUUAUAAUAGUUUAUUUUAAUGAUUUAUUUCAAUGUGCUUUAUAUUAUGCAUUUAGUUUCUGUACUAAUAAUUUUUUGAAGAUUCAGAGAUUAAAUGAAAUAAUUUUUCAAAAUUAAAUACCGUCCCCAUAGUUUUAUGUGUUCCAAAUUUUUAGUAUAAAAGCACCUGUUCCAUUGGUCAAAGUAUGUUAGUGAACCCUUUACAUUGGUGGGACAUUUGUUUAAAAGUCUGUUAAUGUUUAAAUCACCAUCACUUUGUAAUGCAUAUAUUUUUUGAUUGAUAGAAUUUAUCUAAAAUAAAAAGAAAACAUUAAUACUUUGUUCUGGUUAAUUAUAUCCUGUUAUGACUGUGAUCUCAAGAUAGACCCUAGAUGUCUGUUCCACUGACAUCUUCCCAUUGACGCCUUCGCCUAUACAUCUUCCCCAUAGACAUCUUCCCCUUUGACAUCUCCCAUUGACACUUUCGCCUAUACAUCUUCCCCUUAGCCACCUCCCCAUACAUCUGCC
Molecule: messenger RNA, 14605 nt
Organism: Lymnaea stagnalis (great pond snail)
Lineage: Eukaryota; Metazoa; Mollusca; Gastropoda; Lymnaeidae
Source: the annotation of a GenBank genome assembly